Molecule: messenger RNA, 1190 nt
Organism: Girardinichthys multiradiatus
Lineage: Eukaryota; Metazoa; Chordata; Actinopteri; Cyprinodontiformes; Goodeidae
Gene: xrcc2
Product: X-ray repair complementing defective repair in Chinese hamster cells 2
Exons: 6
Coding region: 218-1096 (292 amino acids)
Biological process (GO): double-strand break repair via homologous recombination; DNA strand invasion
Cellular component (GO): replication fork; Rad51B-Rad51C-Rad51D-XRCC2 complex; centrosome
Molecular function (GO): ATP-dependent DNA damage sensor activity; four-way junction DNA binding; ATP binding
Source: RefSeq, a predicted model, not a curated record
UUUGUCAGACGGAAGUGAUGACAUCGUCAACAAAUGAUAUACUGAUUGUUUGUAUGGGUUUGAUUGACCAAACCUCCGUGUUUUUCUUUAGUAAAAUAGUCUAGACUUAUUCCGAAUUGGACCGAACCACUUCAUCGUCCAGUAACUGCCUCGGUCAAAACGUUGGAAGCGGAAUUUUCCCGCUCAGCGCGAUCAUGAAGAGGAAGAUCAGAGAGAGAUGACUGAGAGCGGCAGACAGCUGUUUGCCCGUUUGGAGGCCCGGCGCUGGCUGAAGGACAUUGAGCCUCGGUUGUUUCCUGAGGAUGGAAGACCUGACCAUGGUGAGGUGGUGGAAGUGUACGGUCCAGAGGGGACAGGAAAGACAGAGCUGCUCUACCACCUUCUGUGUCGCUGUGUGAUGCCGGAGACAGCUGGCGGUCUAGAGGUGGACGUUGUCUUUGUGGACACUGACUACAGUCUGGACAUGUUCCGGCUGGUCAGCAUCCUGGACAGCCGACUGAACGCAGGUGCUUCCCUCAGUAUGACGUUGGCUGGGUCAGAAGAUGCAGUACUACGUUCGUGUCUUUCUCGCCUCCUGGUGGUCCACUGCUACUCCUCCUCCCAGCUCCUUUUUACUCUUCAUUUCCUGGAGACCACCUUAUCUUCUCGACCCAGUCUGAAGCUCCUUCUCAUUGACAGCAUCUCGGCAUUCUAUUGGUUGGAUCGCAGUGAGGGUGGAGCCAGCUUCAACAAGCAGGAGGAGAAACUCAGCAAGUGUUCUGAGCUGCUGGCACGACUGCUCAGGGACUACAGAAUCACCAUCUUUGCAACCUGUCACACUAUCAGGAGGGGUCACAGUGGACCGUCUUCCUCAGCGUCCGUCUCAGAACCAGACCGGUCACAUCUCUGUCGUUCCUGGCAGCGUCUGGUGACCCACCGACUGGUCUGCUCAAGACAGGAAGCUGAAAAUAAGCUCAUAGCUGCAGAUGGAGGGGAAGGAGAACAGAGGAGCCGGCAGGUCUUUGUGGUCCACUGCUCCACUUCCAUCCAGAUGGGGACCAAAGGUUCCAGGGUCAGCUCCCUCAGAGUGACGGAUGGUGGGGUGGAGUUUAUCUGAACCCUUGGACCUCCUCAUCUUUCUGCUCUACUUUAAAGACUUAAUGUUGAUCUUUUUAUUUAAGGAUUCUGUAAAUAAAAGACUAGAAUCAGAA